Cryptomeria japonica (Japanese cedar) is the source of this 441-nucleotide messenger RNA. Its product is annotated as protein LURP-one-related 15-like. The transcript has 2 exons. The record is from RefSeq and is a predicted model, not a curated record. NCBI's taxonomy places the organism in Eukaryota, Viridiplantae, Streptophyta, Pinopsida, Cupressales, Cupressaceae. The coding region runs from base 1 to 441 and encodes 146 amino acids.
AUGGAAUACCCAUUUAAACAAACCAAAGAAUUCACUGUACAGAGGAAUCUCCCGACUUUCUCAGGAGGGGACUUCACAGUCACAGACGCCAACGGAAACGUCGUCUUCAAAUCCUCGGGAAAAGUGCUGAGCCUCCAUCGCCGCCGCCUUCUGCAAGGAGCCGCCGGAAAUCCCCUCCUCACCAUGGAAAAAAAGAUAUUGACGAUGCACAAACGAUGGAGAGUAUUUGAUGGGGAUAGCAUCAAUGGGCAAAAUUUUGCCUUCAGUGUGAAGAGAUCAUCGGUGUUUCAGCUAAAGACCUCUCUUGAUGUGUUCAUGUCUGAUAAUAAGGACGAAAAACUCUGUGAUUUCCAUGUCAAGAGCAGCUACUUCAACCGAUCCUGCAAAAUUUAUCAAGGCGACCGGGUCAUUGCAGAGGUAAAUAGUAUAAAUUGCUGCUAA